Messenger RNA from Ostreobium quekettii, 359 nucleotides. The record is from the annotation of a GenBank genome assembly. Lineage: Eukaryota; Viridiplantae; Chlorophyta; Ulvophyceae; Bryopsidales; Ostreobiaceae.
GCUGCCGACCGCCCCCAACCGCCUCCCCCCUCGACGCGGAGCACGUCGCCGGCUUCAUCGUCGUCGUGGCCCUCAUCGCCCUGGUGGUGGGCACCAUGGCGGUGGUCCUCGUUUGGUGCAUCCGCCCCCGGGCCCCGCACAGCAGCCGGCACCUCCCCCCGGAACCCCCCCCGCCGAUUUGCAUUCCCAGGCCGCGCUCCGCGGAGCCGAUCUACGUCUUGCACCCCGGGGGGGGCCUGGAGAUCGGCAAGCGGGAGGCGAACAAGGAGCCAAGUGGUGAGGCAACGGAGUCGGUGGAGGGGAUGGGCGGCCUCACGGGGCCGCCUGGGGCUAGGGAGGGCCUGCGGGCACUCCAAUGA